AUGGAACAUGAAUGGAACACCACCGAGAUCCCAUCUAGGAAUAUAAGCAAUUCAGAGAAUCACUUUACUUUCCACCAGCAGGGAGGAAAUCAAUCAACCACUAUAGAAUUUAUCCUUCUGGGAUUUGGCAAUCUGCUUGAACUGAGAAUAGUCCUCUUCAUAUUACUUCUUCCUAUCUAUACUUUGUCCAUUGCUGGAAAUCUCCUAAUUGUUUCACUGGUUGUAGUUGACCAGCAUCUUCAUGCUCCCAUGUAUUUCUUCCUUGUUAAUUUGUCUUGCUUGGAGAUCUAUUACAUUUCAACUGUCCUGCCCAGGAUGCUGGCUAGUUUUGUAACUGGAGAUCAAUCUAUAUCUGUCUAUGGAUGCAUCGUACAGUAUUUCUUCUUUGGAGUUUUUGUAGCCACUGAAUGCUAUCUUCUAGCAAUGAUGUCUUAUGAUCGGUAUUUAGCAAUAUGCAAACCAUUGCAUUAUACCAGUCUCAUGAAUAAUAGACUCUCCCUCCAGCUCGCCCUCACAUCUUGGAUGUGUGGCCUAUUGACUAACACUAUCAUAACUUCCUUUCUGCUGGAACUUACCUUUUGUGGACCCAAUGAAAUUGACCAUUUCUUUUGUGAUAUAUAUUCAGUAGCAAAUAUUUCAUGCAGCAAUACACGCUUAGUAAAGCUUGCUACAUCUAUUUUAUGCAUUAUUGGAACAGGCCUACCCUUUCUCUCAACAUUGGCCUCAUAUAUCUGCAUUCUUUAUACUGUUUUACAAAUUAAAUCUAAAACUGCUCAGCAGAAAGCAUUUUCCACAUGUUCGUCCCACCUCAUUGUGGUGACAAUUUUCUAUGUGUCAAUAUUCCUUGUCUAUGUAGUUCCUGAGACUGAAACACUAAAGGAACUACACAAGAUCUUUUCUAUAUUUUAUACUGUCCUGACUCCUAUGCUCAACCCUCUUAUCUACAGUUUGAGAAACAGAGAGGUGAAGGAAGCUCUCUUCAAAGCCAUCAGGAAAUACAGCAACAAAAUUUUGUAA
This is a messenger RNA of Python bivittatus (Burmese python), 1017 nucleotides long. The record is from RefSeq and is a predicted model, not a curated record. NCBI's taxonomy places the organism in Eukaryota, Metazoa, Chordata, Lepidosauria, Squamata, Pythonidae.